UUCAGUUAAAUACAUUGAAAUGUAUGCAGAUUCUUGAAAUCAUACUUUUACCAUGAAAUGACUUUUCAACAGUAUAGUAGAGGUCAAUAUUUUAAAAACCACUUGAUCUAUUCAUAAAAAAACAUUGAUUGUUGUUAUUAGUGCCCCAAAGAGAUAAGAAAAAUAAAGAAAUAGUUUUUUUCAUUGCCUUUUCUUGGUGGGGAUGUUAAAGGGUUAAAUUGAUGAUUAGUUUGUCAGUUUCCGCUGAUCUUUGUCAUAGAGACAUUAUUUUGGCAUCUGUGUAUUUGAGCUGCUGCAUCAAAUGGAUCAAUUAAAACAACAUUUGGAACAUGAGUAAUUUUACACAACAGUGAAACAAAUAUUACAGCAAAAUCCACUUUGAACAUUUUCAUUAUUGAUCUACUGCUUCAUUUUAGAUGAUUUCUCUAGACUCAUAUUACAAAUAAAAUGCUACAUGAAGUAAACAAGCAAGUAGUUUUGAUUACCAAGAUGGAGAUGUGCCAUUCUAUUCAUAAAAUAGACAUUCAUGAAAUUAGAUAUUUGCAAUCAUUAGCAGAUGCAAAUAACAGGUGAGAUUACUGACGUGAACUGACAAUGUGGUUGCUUGGGAACAUAAAUGCCAGAGAAUACUGGCACAUGGAUUAGGGACAGUAUUAAGGUGUGUAUUGAAACCUGACUAUUUCCCUGCUCGUUGCAUCCACAGACUGGACACUUUCUCCAUUCAAGCUGCCAUCCAAGAUGCGUUACAAAUUCACCACCAGGGUUUUCAUUUUCCUCGUGUGCAUCACAGUAAUUCCAUUUUUUUCCAACUCUUUCUGGAAUUUCUCUGUGUAUGUCCUCAGCCAUCGGGAGCUGAGCCUUUGUGCCUGUCACAAAUGUUUGAAAGAGGGUGAUCCAUGCUUAACAGACCUUAUCAAGGAGUCUCCUACACCUUUUUUGUCAAAGCAGUAUAGAACCUCAGAGGACGAUUUCAACUGGUGGAAGCGUUUACAGGGGUCAAAAUGCAACUUCACUUUCUUCAGUGCAACAAUGGACAAGCUGUUUCAGAUACUCCCACCCGUUCCAGAUGUUUUAGAACCCAGGCCUCACCGCUGCAGGACGUGUGCUGUGGUGGGAAAUUCUGUAAAUUUGAAGGGAUCACAUUAUGGACCUCUGAUAGAUUUUCAUGAUAUUGUAAUAAGAAUGAACCGUGGUCGUACUACUGGCUAUGAAGCAGAUGUUGGGACCAAAACUACCCAUCAUGUCUUCUACCCAGAGAGCGCUACUUCGCUGGCAAACACCACUCAUCUUUUGUUUUUUCCAUUCAAGAUAAGCGACUUUCUGUGGCUCCUCAACAAACUCGAUCCAGACAGGGAAGACAGUGCUGUGAACUCAAAGAGGAUAGCUAACAAGGAUCUGGUGAUGAUCCUCAAUCCAGCUUUCAUGAGGUAUGUUCAUGACGCUUGGCUGGGACAGAGGGGCUACUAUCCAUCCACGGGCUUUCUGACUUUUGCACUCAGCUUGCUGAUUUGUGAUGAGGUCAACGUUUUUGGGUUUGGAGCAGACAGUGAUGGAAACUGGAACCACUACUAUGAACAACACAAAUACAAAGACCUAAAAACUGGAGCCCAUCCUGGAACAUUUGAAUAUCAAACUAUUGAGAAAUUACAUAAAAGACAAAUGAUCGAAUUUUUUAAAGGAUGGUAAUGGUUUUUUUUCUUUUUUCUUUGAAUAGCAUACACAUGAGCAGCACAAAAUGAGCAGCUUUGGUCUUUUCACAUCUACACAUGGAGGGUUUUAUUUUUAAGUUGUAUAGUAUGAAGUCCCGUAUGAUGCUUAGUGUAAAAUAUACAGUUGACUAAAACAGCUGUACUAAGCCAGCAGCUAUGGAUGUUUUUGUGUGUGUUGGUUCAGUAUCUAUUCCAUUCUGGUCUAAAAUGUUCAUUUUUCUGAUUCACUUGGUUAUUUGACUUCAAAAAUAGCAAUUUAAAUAAUAAUAAUAGUAAGCAUGAGGGGAUUUGGACUGUGACAUGUGACCUUGUUAAACAUAUCAUUGGUCGUAAGGUGGGGUUUUUUUUGUCUGUUUUAUAAGCAAUAAUUAUGAUCACAAAAAUCACCAAAUCAAUAAAUUUGGAACUAUUGCUCUUU
This is a messenger RNA of Acanthochromis polyacanthus (spiny chromis), 2127 nucleotides long. RefSeq names its product CMP-N-acetylneuraminate-beta-galactosamide-alpha-2,3-sialyltransferase 2-like. NCBI's taxonomy places the organism in Eukaryota, Metazoa, Chordata, Actinopteri, Pomacentridae. Gene Ontology annotation, molecular function: beta-galactoside (CMP) alpha-2,3-sialyltransferase activity. The transcript has 6 exons. The record is from RefSeq and is a predicted model, not a curated record. The coding region runs from base 739 to 1686 and encodes 315 amino acids.